Nerophis lumbriciformis (worm pipefish) is the source of this 978-nucleotide messenger RNA. RefSeq names its product trace amine-associated receptor 1-like. The record is from RefSeq and is a predicted model, not a curated record. Gene Ontology annotation, molecular function: trace-amine receptor activity. Gene Ontology annotation, biological process: G protein-coupled receptor signaling pathway. Gene Ontology annotation, cellular component: membrane. NCBI's taxonomy places the organism in Eukaryota, Metazoa, Chordata, Actinopteri, Syngnathiformes, Syngnathidae.
AUGGGAGCAGAGUCCAUGGUCAACUGGACCUACGAUCCUAACGCCAUGCAUCCUUGUUAUGAAUCUGACAAUGCAUCUGUGACAUUUAGCAGCCGGCCUUCCGUCACCUGUGUUUCAGUCUAUGUUCUUCUCGCUUUGUUGUCUGCUGUGACAAUAUGUGGGAACCUUCUGGUCAUCAUUUCUGUCGUGUACUUCCAGCAGCUUCACACUCCCACUAAUUAUCUCAUCUUAUCUCUUUCCGUGGCCGACCUGCUGGUGGGCCUUCUGGUGUUUCCUUUCAGCAUGACUUUGACUGUCACAGCCUGUCUCCAUCGCCACAAUUUCGCCUGUCAGAUACGAGACAGCUUGGAUAUCUCACUCUGCACGUCGUCCAUCCUGAACCUGUGCUGCAUUUCCAUAGACCGAUACUACGCCGUGUGCCGGCCUCUGUCGUACGCGUCCAAGAUGAGCACCCAGGUGGCGUCCGCGAUGAUCGGGGCGUGUUGGAGCCUCGCGGUUGUGAUUGCGCUCGGUAUUACGGUCGGAGGUUACAGUCAAGGAGCGUGCGGGGAAAUGUGCUCGGUUAACGUCGUCCUCUCAAACAUCAUGGGGCCGCUUUUAGCCUUCUACCUGCCUGCAGUGGUCAUGAGCUGCAUCUACCUGAAGAUCUUCUUUGUGGCUCAGAAGCAGCUGAGCAGCAUCCACGCUUCAAAGUCUGUGAGCAAAGUGGAGAGGAAAGCCACCAGGACUCUGGCCAUUGUUAUGGGAGUCUUCUUACUGUUCAUGACUCCAUACUUUUUUUCCGUGGUCUUCCAGCCGUUAUUCCGCAAUCCUCCGUCGGUGGCGGUCAUGGAGACCCUGAACUGGCUCACCUUGUCCAACUCCAUGCUCAAUCCUUUCAUCUAUGCUUUCUUCUACAACUGGUUCCGCUCCGCUUUCAAAAUGAUCAUAACCGGCAAAAUAUUCGAAGGGGAUUCUGCCGAUUGUACUUUGAUUUGA